AUGCCUCAAGAUCGAGAGAGAGUUGGGAAGGCGUACAAUGCAAUGAAGAGCUUAGGAAUCUCUUCAGAAACUGUACGGCCGGUACUUCGGAGAUUAUAUAAAUUGUAUGACAAAAAAUGGGAGCUUAUAGAAGAAGACAAUUACCGUACCCUUGCUGAUGCUAUAUUCGAAUACGAAGAAGAUAAGCUAAAGGCUGAAACAAAAACAAAAACAGAAAAUUUGAAUGAAGAUAACAUAAGUCCUUCCAUCAAAGGCGAUCCAGGGGAUGAGGUCUCCUCCACGAGUAGAAAUGGUAAAAAGAGAUUACAACCAGACGAGCAUGAAAUUCCAAGGUUUUCAGGUGCAGUAAAUAUGGUAGAGUCCUCUCAGUCGGUCUCGGUUGUUGCUACAAGUAAACCUGUUCUCAAUGUGAGUGAAGCACCUAGUGAAAGCAAAGGCAUGGAUCUUGUUCUGUUAAAUUCAUGUCACAAUGAGGAAAACUCACGUGAUCCACGAGCUUCAAGUGCAAUAGCAGAAAAGAAGGACAAAGAUUGCUCUCCACAAUUUGUGGUUCCUGCUUUGCGUACUCAGCCAGGCAUGAACAAUCUGUUUCAUCAUUACUGGCAUAUCUCACGAAAACUCAUCUUCCGCCAAUCAUGUAUUUUCAUCUUUUCAGAUUCAAACAUCACUUCACAGGACUCAGACUCCAGAAAGAAGCAAAUUGGCUCCAGUUUGGCAUUCAAUCUUCAAACCGGAUCACAAACCUCGUACGACAUAGCUUCUUCGUCUUGCGGACAAGUCAGAAUCUCCCUAACAUGCAAACACAAUAUAUGGCAAAAUAACUUCCAGUUCCCAAGUCCAGACGAUAUCCUCAACUUCGCCCAACAGUUUUGCAAUGCCGAAGGCUCCCAAUUCUCGCUCAUAAACCUUUUGACCGAAUUCUGUGAGAGCUAUCUUGAAUCAAGAUCAGUUUCCUCUAAAAAAAGACCCCGCUUUAACAGAUCCACUUUGGAUUGUAUUAAAAAAGAGCAUCCAGAAGGUCACCAAGGGAAAAGGGCUUCGAGCAGCAACAAAAGGGCCGUUCGGGAAAUAGCCGACAUAACGAACGGCACAGAGAAAAUCAAGAUUUCGCUAUUGGAUGAGACGGGCUGUGGGAAUUUGCCACGAUUUGUAUACAGUCCUGAGAGUCUAACUUACGAGUCUGCGUAUGUGCACAUAUCUUUGGCUCGUAUUCCAGAUGAUGACUGUUGUAAGGAGUGUAAUGGGGAUUGUCUUUCAUGCUCUAUACCAUGCCCAUGUGCUCGUGAUACGGGAGGAGAGUUCGCUUAUACUCGGCAAGGCUUGCUGAGCGAGAAGUUUUUGAAUUCCUGUAUUGCUAUCAAGUGUUCGGAGGAAAAGCAGCCUCUUUUCUACUGUCAGGAUUGCCCUCUCGAGAGGGUGAAAAAUGGGAGUACGCAAGAAGAAUGCAAGGGGCAUCGCUACAGAAAGUUUAUUAAAGAAUGCUGGAGAAAAUGCGGAUGCAACAUGGAAUGUGGCAAUCGAGUUGUCCAGCGAGGAGAAUUGUCAACAAUGACUCUUCCAGCUCCAGGAGAACAACAAUUCUCCUGGCAUUUGUUGACCAAGGCUAUUCAAGUUUUCAUGACCGAGGAAGGUAAAGGCUGGGGUCUGAGGACACUUGAAGAGCUUCCAAAAGGAGCUUUUGUUUGUGAAUAUGUAGGGGAGAUUCUGACGAACAUGGAAUUGUAUGAAAGGAAUACAAAAAGUAGUGGUGAUGAUAAUAGACACGUAUACCCUGUUCUGCUCGAUGCCGAUUGGGCAACUGAAGGAGCUUUGAAGGAUGAAGAGGCACUCUGUUUGGAUGCAACGCAUUUUGGUAAUGUAGCUCGAUUUGUCAAUCAUCGGUGUUUUGAUGGGAACCUGAUUGAAGUUCCAGUGCAGGUGGAGACUCCAGAUAGGCAUUAUUAUCAUCUAGCAUUUUUCACUAAAAGGAAAGUGCUUGCUCUAGAAGAGCUUAAUUGGGACUAUGAGAUCGACUUUGAGGAUGAGAGCCAUCCGGUUAAGGCAUUCAAGUGUCUGUGUGGGAGUCAAUACUGUCGGGACAGAAGACGAUGAGAAAAGAUCAGAAGUUAUCUGCAUUUUGAUGAACCAAUUCUUGUUUUUAAAUUAAUGUUCAAGAAAUCUUGUGUCAUGAUAACCAUCAUGUGGGGCUAAUGUGAUGAGCACAUAACAGCUUCUGGCUUUCUUUGUUUUGCUCACCUGAUAUCACAUAGAAUUAGAACUGUUUUUACUUACUUUCAUUCAUGAUGAAUAUAAAAUUCUCU
Molecule: messenger RNA, 2300 nt
Organism: Striga asiatica
Lineage: Eukaryota; Viridiplantae; Streptophyta; Magnoliopsida; Lamiales; Orobanchaceae
Source: the annotation of a GenBank genome assembly